CUAAAGCGAAGCAUUUUGUUUUACAACCAAGGCAAGGUUGACGUCUGCGCCAUCUGUUUACCUUCGCGUCUUAACCAGAAAUUCCAGUGAAAUAUGGUGACUAAGCGAAUAAGGUCUGAAUACAUGAAGAAAUUUAAGGACCCAAAAUGGGAAACGUACGCAAAAUGUUAUGAGGAUUUGCUGAAGUACAGAUUGUCAAGACGACUGUUGGAGCAAGCACACAACCCCUGGUUUUGGGGAGAAUGGGGAAGUGACACAGCGUCCAGUGGUAAAUCUACUCCUCUUUGUCGGAAUAAAGUCGAACCUCUGAGGCCCCAUGAUGAGACAGCAGAGCCAGCAGCUGAACCAGGACCACAAGAAUUACAAGACAGAAAAACUGUUGAAACCAAGCUAGUUACCCGAAAUACUGAGCAGAGUCCUCAAGGCGAGGAGGAAGAGAAAAGCAGAGAAUGCUCUCCUGCUCUCAACCCAGACCUAGAAACUGAUACUCAUACGCUGAACAAACCAAAGAGCAAACAACGCUCCUCACACAAGUGCACAAGAUCAAAGGUCAAGCCUCAUGCCACCAAAGACACUGACAAAGAAAAUCGUCACCCUUUUGCCCUAUAUGGCUCAGGUGAGAGGCACACAGAUAUGGCCUCCAAGAAAACCCAUAAUGUUGGUCCAGCAGCAUCAACCUCAGAGAUCCAUGAAUCAGCUUUGCGAGCAAAAACCAGACGGGAGGUGGAAAAUCAGAUAAAGAGAGUUGACAAACAGAGAGCAAGAUCUGCUGACAUAGAAAUGAACAGAAGCAAGGUUGUCCCUGAAUACAACCCCUGGAUGACAGAGUACAUGCGCUGUUUCUCUGCUAGGUCUCGGUAGAAUUGAUUUAAUUAAUACUUUGGAAGAAAAUGUCUGUGACUAUCUGAACCACUCAGGCUUAAAACCCUGAAACAUUCCAGGUGAUGGCUGGUGAAUCUAUCCAGCUAACUUGCCGUCUUCAAAAAUGGGUCACAAUGAUUUCAACUCUGAUUUUAACGCAGGGGUUUUGAAGGGUUUAUUUACAACAAUGGACAGGUUACAUUUACUGCAUAUCAAACAUGAUAUCACAAUCCUUUGAUGCUGCAGGGCAUUGUCAAACAAUCACAAGCCUUGUUGCUUGAAUUUUGUAUUAAUAAGUCACAUGGAUGUACAGGCCACAAGAUUUAUUGUCUUUACACUCUCAGCCAUACUGUUGAAGUAAAUUUUGAACAAUUAUUUAAGUGUUCAGUAAUUGUUAGACCGUUACUGGCAAAUGUUGUAAUGUGAAUUAUAAAUUAACUAAAUUAUUUGUGUUAUACUGAUUAAUAUUUAGGGUCAGUGUUUUGUACUUUCCAGUGUAAAUCAAGUCACAAUUUUUUAAAUGGGCUGCCUCACACUGGCAGUCCAACAGUAAAACUAAUACUUACUUCCUGAGAUAUAUUAGAUUUGGUUUGUUGUUUGUGUACACUCAUGGUGCAUUUCACAGGGUGUUCUAGCUGAACAGUAGUUAAUAUCAUUACAAUGUAGAAGCUGUCACUGGUUUCUGAAGCAUGUAAUGUACACAAAUCAUGUUUAAGGAUAUCAACUCUAAAAAUUAGUUACAUACACAAGGAAAACAAAAUUCCAGUAGUUCAGUCUUAGACAGAUUUCAUCAUCAAACAUACGUUUCAUUCAGUGUGAUGUGAUUUAGUAUUUAGUGGCACUCAGGUAUUUCAUUCAGGAAUGAUGCAAAGAUGACAAUUAUUUAUACAAGGGUAUUUAACUCAUUUGAAAAUUGAUGUCAGUAAUUAUUAUAUUUGGUUCAGUAUCUUUAAUUGAAGAAGGCAUGCGUUAUAUAAACAAAUGACAGAUUUUGUUUUCCACAGCUUUUCCAAUGUCAAUUCUGACAUAUAGCAAUGUAUUAUGUGAAUAGUGUUGUUUUUACUGCAAGAGUAAUGAAGCCAUAAUGUUCAUUAAACACUCAUACAUUAAUAAAUAUACAGGUGCAUCUCAAUAAAUUAGAAUGUCGUGGAAAAGUUCAUUUAUUUCAGUAAUUCAACUCAAAUUGUGAAACUUGUGUAUUAAAUAAAUUCAAUGCACACAGACUGAAGUAGUUUAAGUCUUUGGUUCUUUUAAUUGUGAUGAUUUUGGCUCACAUUUAACAAAAACCCACCAAUUCACUAUCUCAAAAAAUUAGAAUACAUCAUAAGACCAAUAAAAAAAACAUUUUUAGUGAAUUGUUGGCCUUCUGGAAAGUAUGUUCAUUUACUGUACAUGUACUCAAUACUUGGUAGGGGCUCCUUUUGCUUUAAUUACUGCCUCAAUUCGGCGUGGCAUGGAGGUGAUCAGUUUGUGGCACUGCUGAGGUGGUAUGGAAGCCCAGGUUUCUUUGACAGUGGCCUUCAGCUCAUCUGCAUUUUUUGGUCUCUUGUUUCUCAUUUUCCUCUUGACAAUACCCCAUAGAUUCUCUAUGGGGUUCAGGUCUGGUGAGUUUGCUGGCCAGUCAAGCACACAACCCCAUGGUCAUUUAACCAACUUUUGGUGCUUUUGGCAGUGUGGGCAGGUGCCAAAUCCUGCUGGAAAAUGAAAUCAGCAUCUUUAAAAAGCUGGUCAGCAGAAGGAAGCAUGAAGUGCUCCAAAAUUUCUUGGUAAACGGGUGCAGUGACUUUGGUUUUCAAAAAACACAAUGGACCAACACCAGCAGAUGACAUUGCACCCCAAAUCAUCACAGACUGUGGAAACUUAACACUGGACUUCAAGCAACUUGGGCUAUGAGCUUCUCCACCCUUCCUCCAGACUCUAGGACCUUGGUUUCCAAAUGAAAUACAAAACUUGCUCUCAUCUGAAAAGAGGACUUUGGACCACUGGGCAACAGUCCAGUUCUUCUUCUCCUUAGCCCAGGUAAGACGCCUCUGACGUUGUCUGUGGUUCAGGAGUGGCUUAACAAGAGGAAUACGACAACUGUAGCCAAAUUCCUUGACACGUCUGUGUGUGGUGGCUCUUGAUGCCUUGACCCCAGCCUCAGUCAUUCCUUGUGAAAUUCACCCAAAUUCUUGAAUCGAUUUUGCUUGACAAUCCUCAUAAGGCUGCAGUUCUCUCAGUUGGUUGUGCAUCUUUUUCUUCCACACUUUUUCCUUCCACUCAACUUUCUGUUAACAUGCUUGGAUACAGCACUCUGUGAACAGUGUUUGUGGCUUACCCUCCUUGUGAAGGGUGUCAAUGAUUGUCUUCUGGACAACUGUCAGAUCAGCAGUCUUCCCCAUGAUUGUGUAACCUAGUGAACCAAACUGAGAGACCAUUUUGAAGGCUCAGGAAACCUUUGCAGGUGUUUUGAGUUGAUUAGCUGAUUGGCAUGUCACCAUAUUCUAAUUAUUUGAGAUAGUGAAUUGGUGGGUUUUUGUUAAAUGUGAGCCAAAAUCAUCACAAUUAAAAAAACCAAAGACUUA
Molecule: messenger RNA, 3425 nt
Organism: Myxocyprinus asiaticus (Chinese sucker)
Lineage: Eukaryota; Metazoa; Chordata; Actinopteri; Cypriniformes; Catostomidae
Product: centriole, cilia and spindle-associated protein-like
Exons: 4
Coding region: 94-861 (255 amino acids)
Biological process (GO): regulation of mitotic spindle assembly
Cellular component (GO): centriole; spindle; cytoskeleton
Molecular function (GO): microtubule binding
Source: RefSeq, a predicted model, not a curated record